AUGCCGACUGUCAAAUUGAUUUAUAAUAAUAAUAAUAAUAAAAUCAUAUACAGUUGGGAGGGAAAUUUUCCAUUGGCGUUGUCUCUGGAAAUCGGUGAAACCGUACAAAUCAUCGGUGAAUACAUGGGAUGGUACAAAGGUUUCUAUCCGAAAUAUCGAGUCGUUAAAGGUAUAUUUCCAAGCACUUACGUACAUUUGAAACCGUGUAAAAUUGAAAAAAAAGGUUUGUCAGAAUCUGUCAUACCCGUUGAAGAUCCGAUACUACGAGAAGUCACGCAAGUACUUCGCGAAUGGGGAAACAUAUUGAAACAACUUUACGUGAUGAGAGAACAUUAUACGUUUAAAGCCGUUAUAAAAAUAAUGAGAGAAUUAUUAGAAUGGAGACGCCAAUUAUUGACUGGAACAUUAACUCAAGAUCAAACGAGAGAAUUAAAAUUAAAAAUUGCUAAUAAAAUUGAUGGUGGAAAUAGGUGA
Pediculus humanus corporis (human body louse) is the source of this 474-nucleotide messenger RNA. RefSeq names its product dock-4, putative. The record is from RefSeq and is a predicted model, not a curated record. Lineage: Eukaryota; Metazoa; Arthropoda; Insecta; Psocodea; Pediculidae. Gene Ontology annotation, molecular function: small GTPase binding; guanyl-nucleotide exchange factor activity. Bases 1 to 474 code for a protein of 157 amino acids. Gene Ontology annotation, biological process: small GTPase-mediated signal transduction. Gene Ontology annotation, cellular component: cytoplasm; plasma membrane. The transcript has 4 exons.